ACCCGUCUACUUCUUUACCUUUGAAAACGUGGCUAAGAAUAGCAUCGGUAAAGCACAUCUAACCUGGGAGAAUGGCCACACUGAGAACUGUCUGUAUAAAGAACUGGGACAAUAAUUCAUUUUGGGUAUUUUUGUAUUUCCUUUAAGUGUAUUUUUUCUUUUCUUUUUUUUUUAAAUAUGAAACUGUGGAUUUCAGACGGUGCAGUUUGAAUUCUUACGUGGUAUCUGCUGUCUUGUUUGUUCCUUACAAACAUAUAAUACUCAUUAAAAAUAAAUAAAGCAGGAUCUUUUCAUAAACCACAUUGGAGGGACAGUUUUCUUGCUUAAUGGAGGAAGAAGAGGAUUUGGACAGACUGCGCUUUCUUUUUCACGCUUGUGGUGCGAAUAAUUCGGGGAGGAUAGAAAAAGAGGAGUUCUUUUUGGUUUGCUCAGAGCUGAAGAUCCAACCCGCUGAGAUCGAGUCUAUUUUUACCAAGCUGGACGUGGACAGGGACGGAUCAAUCAACUUUGAGGAGUUUGCUAACGGAUUUGAAGGAGUAUCAAAUCUGAUCGACUUGGGAAGGAUGGCAAGCGAUAAUGUUGGAGAUAACUUCAGACUGGCAUGGGAGACAUUUCAGCAGAGACUUGGGGAAGAGGCGAAGUUCAUUCCGAGAACUGAACAAGUUGCUACCUUGCACCAGAACAUCAACCUAACAGAACCCAGACUGGUCCAUCACUAUGAGCGGGUCGUCAUGAACUUCAUUCGAGAAAUUAAGCUGCAAAACUCAGAAAUGGAGAAUCUGGCACUAGCUGUGAAAAGGGCCCAGGAUAAAGCAGCUAUGCAGCUGAGUGAAAUGGAGGAAGAAAUGGACCAGCGGAUACAGGCAUCUGAGAACAAAAUUAGACAAGAAGAAGCCAAAAAAGCUGAAGCUGCUCUAGGUGACCUCAAGCGUCAGUAUGAUUCAGAAGUUUGUGAACUGCAGGUCAAAAUGAAGAAACUAAAAAUGGUAGAAGAACAAUACAAACAUAUCAAUCUGAAGGACGAAGUAGUUGGAUUAAAAAGGAAAAUCAAUGUAUUAAUGCUGGAAAACCAGCAACUGAAAAGAGAACUCCUUGGGUCUCAAACAAACAUUGCAUUCCUUCAGAGUGAGCUGGAUUCUUUGAAGUGUGACUACACCAAUCAGAGUAUGAACCUGGAACAGGAUAAAGCAAUGAUAAAAGAGUAUACAGAUGAAAGAGAUAAUCUUGCCCGACAAAUAGGGAUACUUCAGUCAGCUAACAGGAAACUCCAUGACAGCAAUGAUGGCCUAAGAAAUACACUGGAAAAUAGUUUAAGCAAAUACAAUAAAUCUCUGCGUAUUCAUAACACCUCCCCAGGAAAUACGAUUUCUCAUUCGAGUCCGAAAUGUAGUGGUCGUCAAUCUCCAUUUUAUGAUCGGUCCUCUCACUCUUCCUACAUGGAUGAGGACUGUGAUAUGCUGGCAAUGUGUGACCCGAUGCGUAGUGCAAGCUGUGAGGUGGAGAGCCUAGCAGAGAGCUGCUUUGACAGUGGCCUGUCAACCCUCCGAGACUCCAACGACUGCGACUCUGAGGUGGAGUUCAGGCUUCAAAAGAACUUCCGAAGGUCACACGAGACGCCAGAGAACUUCGGGGGAGAUGCUUCUGAUACAGAUGUGCCGGAGAUCCAUGAUGAAGUGGCUUACAGUUCAGUACUAGACUGGAAACCACUAACCCCAGUCAACAGGAGAAAUUCUUCAGCUUCCGUCUCAACACGGAAGUGCAUCUCCGCCAUAUCUCCACAAGCAGACAAUAGAGAUAGCAAUUUCAAAUACCCUCAUUCUGAGAAAGCCUACAAGGUGGUCUUAGCUGGAGAUGCAGCCGUGGGCAAGUCCAGCUUCCUGCUGAGGCUUUGUAAAAAUGAGUUUCGUGGAAACACUAGUGCCACACUAGGUGUUGACUUUCAAAUGAAGACACUGGUUGUUGAUGGGGAACCUACAGUUUUACAGCUGUGGGAUACUGCAGGACAGGAAAGAUUUCGAAGUAUUGCAAAAUCCUAUUUCAGACGAGCGGAUGGAGUUUUAUUACUGUAUGAUGUAACCUGUGAAAAAAGUUUCCUGAACAUACGAGAAUGGGUGGACAUGAUUGAGGACAUAUCCCAAGGUGAGAUCCCCAUCAUGUUAGUGGGAAACAAGGUGGAUCUGCGUAAGCAAGCCAUAGAGGAAGGAAUAAAGUGUAUCCCAACCAGCUGUGGAGAAAAGCUUGCAAUGGCCUACAAUGCCUUGUUUUGUGAAACCAGUGCUAAAGACGGUUCAAACGUUAUUGAAGCCGUGCUUCACCUUGCUCGCAAUGUGAAAAAGCAGCGUACCAAUAAAGACGAUUUAGAAUCAGUUACCAACUUAUCAGGGGUGAACAGUAAGAAACCAACAAACAUGAAGACAUGUUGCACAGUCUAAAAAAAAAUGAAAUCAGGAUUGCAGUUGGAAGAAGCUUUUUAAAAAUAUAAUGACUAAAGGACUACUUUUUACCAGAGGGACUCAUGUGAAAGCUAAAUUAACCAUCUCAUUUGUAUCCCAAAAUGAUCAUGUUACCAGCUUAUUGGAAGUACGUGCAAUGAUGGUAUUAGUGUAGGUUGUUCGGCCUAAUGCAUUUGCCAGUUACAAAAAUGAUAAAGUUAUAAAGCAACAUAAGUAGAGUUAUUAAAUGCCAAAUCUGACAUGAAAGCAACAGGUUUUUCAUACCCUAAUAUUCUGCAAGAUUUCAAGCAUGAUGUAAGUUUGUACAAAGUGUUGUCUGGCUAUGCCAUUAGACUAGCUAUGUCAGUAGUGCAGUGUGCUUCCCACUAGGUUGAGAGUAUGUAUUGAAUGUUCUGUCUUUGAAGUUGGCUUGUGCCUUUAAAGGUUAAGGGCACCCUUAUUAGAGGACUAGAGUUGGAUGUUUGUUCCCUUAGUGCUUUUCACUGUAAAUGCAGCAGAAACAGUCCCACCUUAGACCCAUCCCAUUUUGUUGAACAAAGGUUUAUUGUGGGAGUUGAACCACUCACUUAUAAUAACUAUAUUUGUAUAGGGUUAGAUAAGCAACACUUUGUGGGUCCUGUAAUUUAAUUAAAUAAACAACAAUACAUUGUAAAUGUUAAGUCAGCUUAAACAUAAAACUUUCUAACAUUAUAACUUUAAAUAAUAAGUAAUAAGCCUAUUUAGUUCUCACUACCGCUGUUUCUUUUAGUAUACAGUAUCAUUGCCCUCCAUCUUGGACAUAUAACUCAAAACCUCUCAACGCUGACAUUUCAGUUAAACACUGGAGUUCUUGUUCAGUAAAAUAAAUGGAAAUAAGCAGACAGGGAAUCUUCCAAUCAUAAAUAAGAGAUAAGACAACUCUAAAAGGUGAACAUUGUUUUUUUUUCAAACAGUUUCAGUGGAGUAGGGAUGUUUAGUCAGAGUCCAUCUAGGAGUUGCUCGGAUAUGGUAACUUUGAAUUGAAUGAGUAGAAAAGAUACAGAACAUUGUAUGUGUUUGCUGCAGAUCAAAAGGUAGUUCCUUUGCCUUUUGCACCCUCUUGUGGAGGAUAGAUAAAGACAGUUGGUCUUAAUAAAAACAAUCUAUAACAUAUGAGCUAUU
Polyodon spathula (Mississippi paddlefish) is the source of this 3593-nucleotide messenger RNA. RefSeq names its product ras and EF-hand domain-containing protein-like. Bases 327 to 2432 code for a protein of 701 amino acids. The record is from RefSeq and is a predicted model, not a curated record. The transcript has 17 exons. NCBI's taxonomy places the organism in Eukaryota, Metazoa, Chordata, Actinopteri, Acipenseriformes, Polyodontidae. Gene Ontology annotation, molecular function: GTPase activity; calcium ion binding; GTP binding.